Molecule: messenger RNA, 3229 nt
Organism: Microplitis demolitor
Lineage: Eukaryota; Metazoa; Arthropoda; Insecta; Hymenoptera; Braconidae
Gene: Enoph
Product: enolase-phosphatase E1
Exons: 4
Coding region: 383-2344 (653 amino acids)
Molecular function (GO): acireductone synthase activity; magnesium ion binding
Source: RefSeq, a predicted model, not a curated record
GCAGCAGGAGCACCAGCAGUAACGUUACAGUGGUAGUAAGAGGGGAGAGAACCGACAAAAUUUAUUCGCCGGCGAUUCGACGAGAACUAACGCGUCGACGUACUGAGAGUUAAGUACACAGGGAGAGAGACCGAAGCCGGGCACAUUCGCAAGAGAAACGAGGAAGGACAAGAGAGAUCCAGUGAGAAUUUCUCAGUCGUACAGACGAGCAAUACAUUGCCAGGCAGACAGACGAGGAACGAGCGUGCGUGAACGAGGAGCGGCACCGGGUAUAUUUUAGUAGUAAAAGUGAACUCGAUUUGUGGUUUAUUUAUUAAUAAUAAUUAUAUACGUAUAAAUAAUUACUGUAAAAUCUUUAGUAAGUGCAUAGUAAUCAGGUGAAAUGGCCGGUGAAAAACGUAAUCAAGAACAUGAAGAAGAAACCCAGCGCAAGGAGACAAUUGUGAUCGUUGACAUCGAGGGAACGACCACCAGCAUAAGCUUCGUGAAGGACACUCUGUUCCCGUACGUUCGUGAGAACCUCAAGGAUUAUGUGGAAAAAAAAUGGGACGAUGCUGAAUUUAAGGAGGACGUUGCGAAGCUCAAGGAGCAGGCGGAGAAAGACACAGCUGAUAAAGUUGAAGGCUUGGUGUCUAUCACUGGUGACAAACCAGAAGAGACCAAGGAAUCAUUGAUCAAGAAUAUCUUGUGGCAAAUGGAUAAUGAUCGUAAAAGUGGUGCUCUUAAGCAACUUCAAGGUCACAUGUGGAGAGAUGCUUACAAGUCUGGCGCAGUCAAGGGCCACGUUUAUGAGGAUGUGCCAAAAGCACUUGAGGACUGGACAAAAAAUGGCCGCAAAGUGUACGUCUAUUCAAGCGGAAGCGUUGAAGCGCAAAAGUUGUUGUUUGGCAACUCUGAGCACGGCGAUCUGCUCAAGUACUUCAGCGGUUAUUUUGAUACUGAAGUGGGUCCUAAGCAGGAGGCGUCAAGCUACAAGAGUAUUCUUGCUAAAAUAGAAUGCGAUGAUGCAUCAAAGGUACUGUUUCUUACUGAUGUUGCUAAAGAAGCUAAAGCUGCAGUUGAAGCUGGAAUUACAUCGGUAAUAGUCGCACGCGAGGGCAACGCAGCUCUUACUGCUGAAGAAAAAACAACCUACUCAACUGUAAAAACAUUCUUAGAUCUGGCUUUUCAAACGUCUGCCAAGAGACAAAAAUUAGAUUCUGAGACUGAUAAGGAACCAAAAAAAACUGAAGAAACUGCUGUUAAAGCUAGUGAACCAGCUGAUGCAGUUGAGGAUGUUGAGAUGAAAGACGUCAGUGAGAAAGAAGUUGAGAAGAAGCCUGAAGUUAAGAGUGUUGCUGCUGAUGAAGAGAAGAGCAAACCUGUUGAAGAAACUCCCGUAAAAUCAGCUGAGGCUCCUAAAGAAGCCAUGGAGACUGAAACAACGACAGUGGCAACAGUCGAGGCCGAAAAAUCAAAGCCAGAGACUGAAAAAGUUGCUGAUGAUAAAACCACGAAAAAAACUGAAGAACCAGCAGCAGUUGAGCCGUCGACCAGCGAUGCUGAUAAACCAGAAAAAGAUGAAAAAAAAUCAGAUGAAAAAUCUGACAUUCCAGUUGAAGACAAAGAUAAAAAAACUGAACAAUCAAAAUCCGAACCAACCACUAACCUCACAGAGAACAAGACUGAACAGCCUGAAAAAGUCGCUGAUGCACCCAAUGCUGAGACUAAAAUGGAGACUGAAGUUGAUAAAAAAACAGAGACUGCAGUAGUGGAAGAGAAAGCUACUAAAGAGACAACUAAAACUGAGGAAACUCCCAAAGCUGAUGAAAAGAAACCUGAAGAAGUUAAAGAACCAGCUGCCAGCAAGACUGAGACCAAGGAAGCCGAAGAUAAACCUAUUGUUGAAGAAGUUAAACAAAAUGGCGACUCAAAACCUGAAAAGAUCGAGUCGAUAACAACAAAUGGUACAGCGACAGAGGCCAAGACAAAUGGUGACUCUAAAGAAACGACUGCUGCACCAGAGACGAAGGAACCUGAGAAGGCUGUUGCUGAAAACGCAAAGCCCGAGGCCACUGAACCCGAGCCGGUUAAAUCGGAAUCUGUCAAAGAGGAAGAAAAAACUAAAGACGAGGUUGUAGAGAAGAAAUUGAAUGGCAGCACACCAACCACUGAGAAAGACGAUACGACGGAGACGACACACAGAAAUGGAGUCAACGAAGAGACUAAACAGAAUGGUGCCGACGAGAGCCCGGUCGACAAGGAGUCCAUCAAGGUCAAGAAAGUCGUCGAGUCCAUCGCGGCGGACGGAGCUGGUGAGCCUGAUGUUGUUCCACCAGUAGCAGUAGUUGCCGCGACGUCCUAAUAAUUUCGCCUCCCGAGUUACUUUUAUGGUAAAAUAUAAUAAUUAAAAAGAAAAGAAAGAAGAAGAAAAAAAAAAAAUAUGAAAAUGAAAAAACAAAAAAAAAAAAAAUAAUCAUACAUAACUCCGUGUCCCUGACUCAAUAUUUAAUAUUACGAUAAAACAAAAAUAUAAAAAAGUUCAUAAGUUUAACGAUUUCCAAAUCCCAUCCCAACGAAAUUCGCACUUGAAAUAAAUACAUUACGUGCUCGAGUGCCAGGUGAAUAGAGAUUCAAUUUUAAACAAUUCAUUUUUUAAAAUUAAACUAAAAGGAAAUAAAAAAAUCAAAUUUUUAUAUUAUCCUUUGUCUAAGACAUAGACUUUGAAAAAUUAUUUUAACUCAUCAACGAUUCACUUAAAUUAUUUAUAGAUUUUAAAAAAAUUGCAUUUGUCUGUUGUCUUCUUUUUGUUUUAGCAAAAAUAUUGUCAGUAUUUAAUUUGAUCGGCUUUUUGCAAUGGGCGACAAAUUCUUUCCUGUUAAAACUCUGUGCCAAAUAAUUUUUAUAUCAAACUUUUUUUUUUCUUUUCUUAAUUUGUUUUUCCAUUUGAUAACUAAAAUAUUUCCCGUAAUUGUUGAGCUCUGUCUUGUAUUAUUUUAAAAUUGAAAACAAAAAUGAAAAAAACUCGCGACGAUUAUUACUACACUCAAGACUGAUAAUCCGUGAGCACAUCAGGAAUUGUUGGCCUAUCGAGAUUGCGAUUGAGAUGCCAUUUUUUUUGUGUGUGUGUGUGUAAACAUAAACAGUGUACUUAAUAAUUUAAUAUUACGUGCUUUAUAUGAUAAUUAUUGUAAUAGUAAUGAUAAUUAUAAUGAUAAUAAUAAUAAUAACAACAACAAUGAUGAUAAUA